AUUCAACGUCCUACUAUCUAGCAGCCAUCGUCUUGGACGGCAGUCAUACAGUCUCUCAUUUCUCUGAUCGCAUCGUUCUCCUACCAAUAUCAUAAAUACGAGUCAUGAUUCAACUUGAUUUCGGUCUUGUCUUGGCACAGCCUUUCUUCCUCUGCUCACUGGUCCUCUUUGUGAUCGGCUGGAUCAUCACCUUCGUUUCUACAGCCGCCCUCACAGCAUGUGAUCUCACUAUAUGCGUGGUCGGACCUGUUCGCUUAGUUUGGGUCGAUAUUUUCUACAAUCUCUUCAUACUUCUAGGUGCAACAUUGGCAGUUGCCACCCAGGCCGUCCACAACUACCGUCUUGUGAUCUUGACCUUCAUUGCUGGCGGCCUCUCAUUAUUGUUUGUAUGCAUCAAUACCACCAUCAAUGUGCACCAUGCCAUGUACAGUGCUGUCGGUUCUGGUCUCAUCUUUCAAUCCUUUGUUUUGAUCUUUUGGGUCUUCUACUUUGGUGCUGAAGAGGAUUCUCUAGUCAAGCGUACGAUUAACGGAUUUGUCAUCCCACGCAACCCUGGUGCUGCUACCGCUGGUGUAUCGAAUGGUGUUGCACACGGUGCUGUAUCGCCAAACCAGCAACCCCAAGAGAACUUGAGCUCUGUAGUUGUGGCUCCUGCUGCAGACUAUGCGUAUAAGGCACGCGCACUGUACUCAUAUGACGCCAAUCCUGAGGAUAGCAAUGAACUCAGCUUUGUGAAGGGCGAAGUUUUAGAUAUCGUAGAUAACAAGGGCAAAUGGUGGCAAGCACGCAAGGCGGAUGGCACUAUCGGUAUUGCACCCAGUAACUACCUUCAGCUUAUUUAAGGGAAAUAAGGCAUGAAAAGCCUGGCGAAAAGAAUCCGUCGCAUUUCUCGUCAUUAUUUUAUAAUUUAGCCUUUAUAUCCAAUGCGAUUUAUCCAUCUACACAUCUAUCUCACAUCACAUCACAUCAUAUUAAUAUUUUUCCAACAAUUUUCAUCACCGACGUCUUCUUUUCCAGGAAGCUUACAUAUUAUAUAGCCACAUGGACAAAAGAAAAAAAGGAAGGGAAAAAAAGCAUUUGCAUAAAAAGUUCAUAAGAUAAAUAAAAUCUUUCGUCUUCUACAG
Molecule: messenger RNA, 1124 nt
Organism: Lobosporangium transversale
Lineage: Eukaryota; Fungi; Mortierellomycota; Mortierellomycetes; Mortierellales; Mortierellaceae
Exons: 4
Coding region: 105-842 (245 amino acids)
Molecular function (GO): protein binding
Source: RefSeq, a predicted model, not a curated record